Messenger RNA from Papilio polytes (common Mormon), 3934 nucleotides. RefSeq lists its product as uncharacterized. The coding region runs from base 168 to 3800 and encodes 1210 amino acids. Lineage: Eukaryota; Metazoa; Arthropoda; Insecta; Lepidoptera; Papilionidae. The transcript is spliced from 8 exons. Gene Ontology annotation, molecular function: protein binding. The record is from RefSeq and is a predicted model, not a curated record.
AUGUCUCUGAAAGUCUAUGGGUGACGGCUUCGUUGUGUUUGUUUAUCGUAAUGUUUAAACUAUAUUUUCUCUGUUAAUUCUAUUUGUAUCACUUUAUGCUGUCGUUGAAUUAAAUAAUAAUGUUUGAAUGUUAACUUAUGUUAAUGUACUUUUGAAAUAAAUGCAAAAUGGAGUGUACGCAGAGGAUUGAAUGUACACAAGAAUUAUGUCAAAAUCCUCAAGAGAGGAUAUUUCUUGAAGAGAUUGGAUUCCUGGGCAUAUGUGGAACAAAGUAUCCAAUAAGGAAAGGCCCAAAUAAAAUAGGUAGAGAUCCUGGAACUUGUGAAAUUGUCUUAAAUUUGAAUUCGGUUUCCAGACAACAUGCAGUUAUAAACAUUUUAAAUUCUAAAGAAUAUAUGAUAAUGGAUUUGGGCUCAGCAAAUAAAACAAAAUUACUUGAUAAAACUCUACAACCCUACAUUGCACAGCCUCUAAGAAAUGGUGAUACAGUACAGUUUGGACAAAUUUUUGGCGUAUUUAGGUUGCUUGAGGAUGAAAAUGAUUUACCGAUGACUCAAGCUUUGGAUAUUCCUGACACACCAGUUGUAAACAAACAUGCAUCAAAAUUAAUUAAUUUUCCUCACACUGUGAUACCGGAAUCUCCAGAUGUCAGUGACAAGGAUGAAUCUUUUAUUGCUCCAUCACAGCCUAAAAAUUAUGACGUAUUUAAAAGUCCUUCACAGAAUUAUAUAAAAUCAUUCGGCAGAACAAUCGCCAUACAACCUAUAGGAAGUAAGCAAAUUGACAAUAUUUAUUGGAAUUCUUCAAAAAAAUCAGUAUCUAUUGAUAUGAGUCUAAAUGAGUCAGAUACCGAACCUGGACUUAUAAAAAAUACAGUAGUCGAAGAAAAUAUUCAUGAUAUGGAAACCCAAAUUCCUUCAAAUGAUCUUGAUGAUUUAUAUUCUGCUGAAACACAAUUAUGUGAUAACUCAUUACAACCUGGAAUUUCAAAAACAAUCAUACCAAAAACUACAAGACUUGAAAAAGAAUUGGAUGUUAAUGUAGAAAACAAAGAAAACAAUAAUAGUAUAUACAAUGCAGAUACACAAUUUACAAUCGCUGAAAGUGAUGUGAAUGGUAGAAAUAGCACAGGAAAUAUAUCUAAUACUGAAAAAAUAUCUAAAUCCAGACUAAGUUUAUCUGAUGAAGAAAUUAUCUUUCAAGAAGUAGAUGGUGAACCAUUGGAUGAAGAUUUUUCAUCUCAACCAUUGUUACUUUCAGAAACAAUAGAUGGUACAGAAAAUGUCCUGAAUUCUGAUAAGUCCAUAGAAAGAAAUGUUGAAAAGGAAAAACUUAUAGAAGAAUGUGAUAAUAAAUCUGAAGGAUCUACCGAUUGUGAGGAUUUUGAAAUGUUGCUUACACAAAAAAUACCCAGCUUAAAUGAAAAUAAUGCAACCUCUGAAAAAUGCAUUAUGCCUAAUAAGGACAAUGUGAGUUCUAAUAAAAAUCUAGACAUAGAUGACGAUAGUACUGAUUGUGAAGAUGAUUUGUUUGGUAAUAACAAAGUUAAUGGAAACAACAAAAUAACAGUAAAAUCUAAUUUAUUAAAUUUGAGAAUGACAGAAAGUAAAGACGCAAGUAAAAGUGAAAUUAAUAAUCUAAAAGACCAAACAUCAGAAAACACAAAUUUUGAAGAUAUGCUCACACAAGUCGUUGAAGUAGUAAACGAUCAAAAUGAAGUUGAUAAUUCAAAUUAUCCCAAAGAACAAAAUUUUGAAGAUUUACCUACCCAAGUGAUAUCAUUUACUUCAGAAGAAGUAUUAAAAGAAAAUAAAACAGUCCAAGAAAAAAGUCCUUUUAAAGUUCCAUUUAAGACCGUUAAAAGCACCAGAAAAAAGGAUACUAACUCUUCAAUUAAAAAUGUUUCAAAAAUAUGUGAAGAUGAUGAUGAAAAUUUUUAUGCAGCGACCCAAGACAUAUUUCAAGAUUUAUGUUCACAGAGAGACAUAAAUACAGAGAACAAGUCUUCUAACAUUAAUACCGGAAAUGCGAAUUUUGUGCCUGAAGCAACUGGUGUAAAAGGUGAUAAGUUAGUAAGUAAUAAAUUCGAAGAGAUGGAUGUCGAUGAACUAAAAUUUACAAAACAGAAGAAUGCAGAUAGUACUAGUAGCUCUGAUUUAGAAUGUACUCCAAAUAAUUCACAUAAAAAUAUUACUUUCAUGAUCACAGAGCCACCCAAUAGUCAAGAAAUAGUAAAAAAUAUUACGUUUAAUUCAAAACCAAUCGUUAUGGAAUCCUUUAGUGAUUCAGAAGAUAAUGCGUCGGAACAAAACACACCAAUUCUGUUUCACAAGCGCAAAAGAAUUAAAAAUACCAAACUCGAUUUGACCAAAAAAAUUGAAUUAGAAAGCCUUCCUUCGAGAACAAUCACUAGGAAAAGAAAACCUACAGCUAAAGUAGAAAAUAACAGUUCCGAAAUUAAAAAUACUUUUAAAAAUAUUCUUGCGCCUAAAGUUUUUGGUGAUCAGGAUGAAAAUGUUGAUAAAGAAAUUAUCGCGGCUAAUAUAUCCCGAAUAAAAAACACAAAGAAUAAAGAAGAAAAGAGAAAAUCAAAUCAGAAUGAAAGCAUAAAAGCAGCUCUAUCAAAACAAGAAAAAUUAAAAUCUAAUAAAAUAGACAAAGAGAUUAGUGUUACAGAAAAGAACAAUGAAAGUCGCAAUGAUUCAAAGAAAAGCAGAACUGAUAAAAAUCCUUUAACUAAUGAAAUUAAAAAACGCAAAACGAAAAAAAACGAAAGUGAUAAUUUAGACUCAACAAAAUCAGAACAAAGUCCAGAAACUUCUAAAACUGAUACAACUAGACAACGGAGUACAAGAAUAAAGCGAACAGAAGACAAAAGUAAACCUAAAAAAGACAUUAUUAAAGUCUCCAUAAAGCCUAAAGGAAAACGUAGUUAUGAAGAAGAAAUAAAAGAUGAAUCACCUGAAAAAGAAAUAAGGAGAAGUAAACGACAAAAGAUAAAGAAAGAUAUAGAAGAGAAGAAUGCAAAGAAAACGCGAAGUAAUAAGAAAAUACAAAAUGAAAUAACAUCGUACUAUGAGAGAGAGAAAAGUAUUAUAUACAAGCAAUCGGAUGAAUCAAGAUUUAGUUCUCCUAGAAGUGCUUUGUCUUUAAAAGAGGAUGUUUCUAUGAACAAAAGUGAAGCCACAUCCAGUCCAGAUAGAAGAUCGUUACGAAGAACUGCUUUAAAAAAUACUAACCACAAAGUUUUGUUCACGGCAUUUUCACAUCCAGAUAUCAACAUCUUGUAUCAGCUGUUGGAGAAACUAAAUGCGGUUAUAGUGACGGAUGUGAAGGCGUGCACAGUGGUAGUAACUGUAGAGUUAAAGCGGACAUUUAAAUUACUGUGCGCGGUGGGACUGGGCAAACCCAUCGUCGGCACAACUUGGAUACAAGCCUGUCGUGAUUCUAAUAUGAUUGUCGAUCCAUGGCUUUAUUUACUAAAAGACGAGCUAAGAGAGAAUCGUUUCAAAUUUGAGUUAGCUCGCACUCUGAGAAGCAAAAGGAAUUUCCUCAAGGGAUACAAUGUCUCUUCCACACCUAAAGUUGAGCCAGGUCCUAAUGAGAUGAAAUUGAUUGUAGAAUGUUCCGGUGGGAAUUGGAAGGAGGGUGGGUCGCAGUGGGUUUGUGUUUCAACGCUAGAAGAUAGGGCUCUCUGGCCCUCGCUAAAGCGCAGGGGAGCGACAAUAGUCAACCCUGAGUUCAUUUUAGGCGGUGUUUUACGACAAAGGAUAGAUUUAGAGAAAAAUAUAUUAACGUAAUGUUACACCGUAGUUUACCUAUUGGCCUUGUUGAUUCUUUUGAUGCGAAUCUCUAAGCCCUUCUAUAUUUUUAAGACAGCUUUCUGUUUUUAUCAAUAAUAAAAAAAUCAAACAAAAUAGGACCCACCUGCAAG